CUCCAUCAGCAGGAGGCAAAGAAAGACUGUGGGAAAGCAGAGCGAGGCAGUCAAAUCAAGAGACUGAACCUUCCCUGGAGAAUCGGGGGGCUCUUCCACACAGGAAACAGUUAUUAGAAAGGCUGUACAAUGUCUGAUUUUGACAGCAACCCGUUCGCAGAUCCGGACUUCAGCAAUCCCUUUCAGGAUCCUUCGGUGACACAGGUGACCCGGUCGGCCCCUCCUGGUGGUCUGGAGGAGUAUAAUCCUUUCACAGACGCCAAAACGGCGGCCCCUGGGAAUGCCCCCAAAGCUCCUCCUGCCCCCUCCCAGCAGAACACACAGCCUGCCAUCAUGAAGCCCACAGAAGAACCGCCGGCUUACUCGCAGCAACAGAAUCAGCAGCGUAAUGAGGACCAAGCACGUGUUCAGGCUGAGUUGUUAAGAAGGCAGGAGGAGUUGGAGAAGAAAGCAGCAGAGCUCGAUCGUCGGGAGAGAGAGUUGCAGUCCCAUGGAGGAGGGCGUAAGAACAACUGGCCUCCACUGCCAGAGAAGUUCCCCGUUGGCCCAUGUUUCUAUCAUGAUAUUGCAGUGGACAUUCCCGUAGAGUUCCAAAAGACCGUCAAGAUCAUGUACAACCUUUGGAUGUUUCAUGCAGGCACGCUCUUUGUGAACAUGUUCGGCUGCCUGUCCUGGUUCUGUGUGGAUGCAUCUCGCGGUGUAGAUUUCGGCCUGGCCAUGCUAUGGUUUCUGCUGUUCACCCCCUGUUCUUUCGUCUGCUGGUACAGACCGCUUUACGGGGCUUUCAGGAGCGACAGUUCAUUCCGCUUCUUUGUCUUCUUCUUCAUCUAUAUCUGUCAGUUUGGAGUUCACGUCUUACAAACUAUUGGCAUCGCUGGCUGGGGUACAUGUGGUUGGAUUGCAGCUUUAACUGGUCUGAACACCAGUAUCCCAGUGGGCAUCAUCAUGUUACUGAUUUCAGCUCUGUUCACUGCGCUGUCUGUGGGCUCGCUCAUUAUGUUUAAAAAGGUGCACGCACUGUAUCGUACCACUGGUGCUAGUUUUGAGAAGGCUCAGCAGGAGUUUGCCACUGGCGUCAUGUCUAACAAGACCGUUCAGACUGCGGCCGCCAACGCCGCAGCUAAUGCUGCAACCAAUGCUGCUCGUGGGGCCUUCAAGCCUCAGCCAUAAACUGACACUCCCACAUACAUGCUCACACAUACUGUACAAGCACACA
Molecule: messenger RNA, 1216 nt
Organism: Cottoperca gobio
Lineage: Eukaryota; Metazoa; Chordata; Actinopteri; Perciformes; Bovichtidae
Product: secretory carrier-associated membrane protein 1-like
Exons: 10
Coding region: 130-1170 (346 amino acids)
Biological process (GO): protein transport
Cellular component (GO): trans-Golgi network membrane; recycling endosome membrane
Source: RefSeq, a predicted model, not a curated record